Molecule: messenger RNA, 2067 nt
Organism: Actinia tenebrosa (Australian red waratah sea anemone)
Lineage: Eukaryota; Metazoa; Cnidaria; Anthozoa; Actiniaria; Actiniidae
Product: dual specificity protein kinase shkE-like
Source: RefSeq, a predicted model, not a curated record
AUGUUGAUGCUACGUAUCCCUUGGCCGCGUACGUUUGCCACUCAUUCCUGGAAUGGCAUCGAACGCAGCAGGGAACGAAGGAGGAAUGCGCAUUCCCUUGAAAACUGUGUAAGAUCGUUAGAGAACGAACUAGCUGCACGACUAGAAAUACUAAAGAAAGACACAGAUCUCGUCAACAGCGAACAGAUAUUAGAUGAAUUUGAGAAAGAAUUGAUGAUACAGUUAAAAUUAAAUGAGCCUCAAAAAAAACUAGCAAGCGAACAAGAGGAUAUGAAGAUCGCCAAGCAUCCGUUUGAACGUAGUGAGCAGAGGGUACGAGAGCUGGAAGUCACUCUAGCUGAGGAGCGCCAUGAUCAUGAACAAACCAAGGAAAAUUUAAAGGAAAGAAGCGAAAAAAUACAUGAGCUCGAUAUAAAUCUAGCAUCUACACUAAAGGCCCUUGAAGAGAAGGAAAACGAGCUCAUCAGAAUCAGACAGAUAUCAGCUGCCUUUGAAGAAAAACGGGUGACAGAACAACAAACAACAAAAGAGAAAGAAAAACCUCGCGAGAGAAACGAAGAUAAAUCAAAUGAGCUUCAAAGGAAAUUAGCUUGUGAACAGAAAGCUAAAGAGGAAACAGAGAAACGGCUUCAAUGCUGUCAAGAAAAAUCAAAAGAGUUUGAAACAACGCUUGCCAUGACACAAGAACUUGUGAAACAUUUAAAGAAACAAGAACCUGAAAAUGAGUGCGAAUGGAUUUUGAAUCGAGAAGAGAUUCAGAUGACUGAAGAAAAGCUCGGAAGCGGAACGUUUGGAACUGUGUACAAAGGAAUGUUUCGUGGCACACAAGUUGCUGUAAAACAAGUCUCAGUGAAGCCAAAGAUUACAGAGUACAACAUAAGAAACUUUAGAAGGGAAAUGAAAAUGGCGUCCAGAUGUCGUCAUCCUUGCAUGUUACAGUUCAUUGGUGCAACAAGCGAUGAUCAAAGUCCAUUAUUGCUGACUGAACUGCUGGACACUAGUUUAAAAGCGGUCUUACUUGAGCGUGCAUUAGAUCUUGUCGAGAUCACGACUAUUGCCCAGGAUGUUGCUAAAGGGUUAAACUACUUACAUCUCACCCGUCCACAUCCUAUCGUUCACCGUGACAUCAGCAGUGGUAACGUGUUGCUAUGGAAACAUGGUCAGUCAUGGCGAGGCAAGAUUUCAGACUAUGGAAAUGCUGUGCUGAUGAACUAUGCCAAGACAGGCAGUGGUGGUGCUAUUUCGUACUUGGCGCCUGAAAUGAACAACAAAAGAUUUUCACCAAAGAGUGAUGUGUACAGCUUUGGUGUUCUUUUGCUGGAAAUGUGCCUCAGAGAAGAGCCAUCAAGUCUUGAUGAUAGAGAUGGGCUUAUUUGCUUGGUAGAGAAUAGAGAACUGAGGACACUGAUACGAAGUUGUCUUCAAGAGGACCCCACACAACGCCCAUCCAUGGAUGAAGUCUUAGCCGCACUAACUACAGCCUCAAGCUCCCACUGAAUUGAUAUGCACCAAUUGAGUAAUUAUUGUACAACAUUUACUUGUCACUGUUUUAAUUGCUACGCGCUGAUUGAGACAAGUGUUGGUGCAGUUUGCCAUUCCACGGUUUCUUUGUACCCUUACGUACUCUAACCAGUAUUUUGAUUGACAGUAGUGUAUAAAUGCCCAUUUACCUGUUGCGACUUUUUUAUUUCGAUCAGUGCAUAGGAAUGAAAACGGUGGUAAUUGCAAUCAAAAAACAGUGGUAAUUGCAAUCAAAAAACAGUGGUAAUUGCAAUGAAAACAGUGGUUAUUGCAAUGAAAAUAGUGGUUAUUGCAAUGAAAACAGUGGUAAUUGCAAUGAAAACAGUGGUAAUUGCAAUGAAAACAGUGGUAAUUGCAUUUCAUCGAAAUAACUGUAUAUAUAUGUAGCAUAAUGACAUCACCUACCGAAACAAACUGCUGUUUUACAAAUCCAAAUUUAAGGUUUCAAAAUUCAGCCAAAAUAGACCAGUUUCGAAUUCCAAAUUACCGCUGUGUUCCUUGAUUACAGACUCAUUUGCACAGGGUUAGCCUCGUAUCAGUGUUUAA